Pimephales promelas (fathead minnow) is the source of this 1979-nucleotide messenger RNA. The record is from RefSeq and is a predicted model, not a curated record. Lineage: Eukaryota; Metazoa; Chordata; Actinopteri; Cypriniformes; Leuciscidae.
GUGCAUAUUGUCACGUGGAAUGUUGGCUCCAGUAUACCACCUGAUGACAUCACGUCCCUGUUUGGGCCCGGGGUUGAAAAUGGGAGCACUGACAUGUUUGUUGUUGGACUACAGGAAGUAAACUCCAUGAUAAACAAGCGGCUUAAAGACGCUCUCUUCACAGACCAGUGGAGUGACCUCUGCAUGGACACACUCAGUCGUUUUGGAUAUGUGUUGGUGGCGUCUCAGAGGAUGCAGGGUGUUUUCUUACUGGUGUUUUCCAAAUUCUGUCACCUUCCCUUCCUCAGGGGAGUACAAACCCAAAGCACACGCACUGGCCUGGGCGGCUACUGGGGGAAUAAAGGGGGCGUGAGUACACGCAUGAUGGUUUUCGGACAUCCUGUUUGCUUUCUCAACUGCCACCUGCCUGCUCAUAUGCGAAACCUCGAGCAGCGAAUGGAGGACUUUGAAAGCAUCCUACAGCAGCAGCAGUUUGAGGGCGGCACUGCCGUGGGCGUGCUUGAUCACGAUGUGGUGUUCUGGUUUGGUGAUCUGAACUUCCGAAUCGAAGGUUAUGAUAUUCAUGUGGUGAAAAGUGCAAUUGAGAAUGACAAACUGCCUCUACUGUGGGAAAAAGAUCAGCUCAACAUGGCGAAAAAAAGCGAGUCCGUUCUGGAGGGAUUUAUAGAAGGCCCCCUGAAAUUCCAGCCAACUUACAAGUUUGAUGUGGGAACACACACUUAUGACACUAGUGCAAAAAAGAGGAAACCUGCAUGGACAGAUCGCAUCCUGUGGCGUCUGCGCAGGACAGGCUCUCCCGUGCCGUCCCAUUAUUCUGCCCUGCAGAGGGGUCUGACCUCAUGGCUGGGCGGCGCCACCAGAGUUUCUCAGCAAUUCUAUCGCAGUCACAUGGGCUUCACUAUUAGCGAUCACAAGCCAGUGUCCUCCCUCUUUACUUUGCAUUUUCCCUUUAAGGUGAACCAGCCAUUAGUGACACUGGAAGUGGAGAAAGAAUGGACCAAGUUCUCUGAUGCUACAGCAAAACUCACAAUGGCACAUGGCUUUCAGAGGAGUUCAUGGGACUGGGUGGGACUUUAUAAGGUGGGAUUUAAGCAUCACAAGGAUUACGCUGCUUAUGUUUGGGCCAAAUCUGAGCAUUCAACGCAGGUAACAUUUUCUGAGGAAGAUUUGCCUAGGGACCCAGGGGAAUAUAUUCUGGGAUAUUACAGUAACAACACGAACAGCAUCGUGGGAGUGACAGAACCAUUUCAGGUGCAGCUUCCCAUGUCGACACCACCUGCACCAGGGUGUCGUUCGCGUUCUGAUAGUUCAGAUAUCAGCUCUGAAGACGACAGUACGCUGGUCCUGUUGGCUCCCAUCUCUCGUAGCCCCAGCCCUGGAAACCACAGCGGCAAACGGCAUCAUAACCACCAGAAGCGGCAGCGCAGCCGCAGCCCUGCCGUACCUGCGCUCUCCUCAUCGCCCCUUCCCUCCCUCCAGUCUCUCAGCCUGUGCCCACGGCCCCGCGACGGGCCCGCACGGAGCUCCUCCCCGCACCCUUCCUCCAAUGCCAAGAAAGAGCGUCUGGUUUCUCCAGACACUUUAACCUCGCCCUCCCUCAGUCCUCUUAGUCCACGGAGCCCUGCGUCUCCCAGGAACGGAGUCAGCGCUCCGGAGGCUCUGAUAGCGGCCAUUUUAGGAGAGCCCAGGCCCGCUCAGAUAGAAAAAGCAGAGGAUGUGAUUCUCUGACCAAUCCCCCCACCCCUUCCUUUCGAUUCGUUUCUAGACUUUAGCAGAUGUCGUAAUGCAACUUUAGAGAAAUGGCCUGUUUCAGGACGUUCUCUGCCGCUUUUCAGACUUGCAGCUGUUUGUGAUCUCAUGCCUUGUUGUGCUUAAUUAUUUCACAAACUCUUCCUCAGUUCUCAGUACACUCUAAACAAUGCUGGGUUGUUUUAACCCAAAAUUGGGUAAAAUAUGGACAAAUCCAAAUGUUGGGUUAA